Messenger RNA from Pocillopora damicornis (cauliflower coral), 537 nucleotides. RefSeq lists its product as uncharacterized. The record is from RefSeq and is a predicted model, not a curated record. NCBI's taxonomy places the organism in Eukaryota, Metazoa, Cnidaria, Anthozoa, Scleractinia, Pocilloporidae.
CCAUCAGCUAGAGUCUGCUAUGUAUCCCAUCUGGACUUAUCUAUUCCCCGGCCUGAGCAGAUAAAGUUCAGCAUGGAAGAGAUGUCUUUACGAGGGCAAUUUUCCCCCUCAAAUGUGACGAUUAAAAAGACGGGUUGGAAAGUGGUGGGCUAUGCAAGUCGACUGGAUUUACCCCAGACGUUUAUUGAUUUUUGUGGUGGAUUUCCUAUCUUCAGAGUUGAAAAAACUCCGUUGAAUUUCGAUAAUGUGAAAUCGAUGGUCAGGCGAGGUCAUGGACGUGGGAGACGGAGUCACAAUUUAAAAGACAUCUCGGCAUGCAGCCCGGAAGGCCGAGAGAAGUGGUCGGAUUGUAUUGCAAAACAUAACAGAAAUAUAAUGGAUGGUAUUCAUGUUGAAUAUGACUUGAACUGCUUUUACGAGACCAACAGUAGUUUUGAUGUGUAUACCUGCAAACCAAAAAGUGGAGGUGGCUACAAAUGCUCAGAAGAUGCACAUUUCAUUAAUUACACUGGUGUUUGUUGUCAUCCCAUAUGUUAA